AGACGAAGAAGAAACGCGCAGCGGCCACAUGUGAUGUUCAGAGAGGCAGAAAAACAUGGUGGAGAAGAGUGACAUCCGCGUGGUUCGCUGCGGUGGCAGCAAAAUAAACCUUAGACCUUCGAUCUUCUCCGUUGACUCCAGGUUUGUGCUGUGCGCCUCUGGAGAUUCAGUGAAGGUCUACAGCACACGCACAGAAGAAUGGCUCCAUAGUCUACAGGGCCACACCAACCAAGUGACAGGCAUCGCCUUGAAUCCUACCAAUCACCUGCAGGUUUACUCUUGCUCAGCAGAUGGCACUGUUAAAUUAUGGGACUUCAUUGAUGGCAUCCUCAUCAAGACAUUUGUCAUUGGAUACCCUUUGUUUGCAAUAUGUUUGUCCGAGAAACAUGAGGGAAUCGUUUUUCUUCAUCUUUCCAUGGCUACAGGUUCCAAAAAUGAGACUUUCCAGUUGGUUGCUGUACAUCUGCCCAAGUCAGCAGAGCAGGAGGUGGAGGCCAAAGAGCUGUCUGCUGUUUGCAGUAAUAUCAGCUCCAACCCCAGCUGCACGGCCUUUGGUAGAGGGGGGGAGUUUAUAGCCUUUGCCAGGCAUCUGCAACUUAAUGUUUAUUUCUUCAGGAAGCAGAAGACAUACAGUUUUUCUCUAAAAGCUACAGAUAAGAAAGGAGCCAAAAAUGCAUUCACUUGCGUAGCCUGUCACCCAACAGACGACUGCAUUGCCACCGGUCAUGAAGACGGAAAGAUUCGCCUCUGGAGAAACUUCGAUCAAAAGAAAGAGUACACAUAUUCCACCCAGCACUGGCAUCACAAUGCUGUGAACACUUUGUGUUUUACUCCUGAAGGCACUCAUUUGCUGAGUGGAGGCAUUGAGUCAGUGCUUGUCCAGUGGAAGUAUGGGGCAGGCAACAAAAAAGAGUUCCUGCCCCGUCUCGGUGGAGCUAUUUUACAUAUAUCAGCAUCAUCUGAUGGGCAGUUGUUUUGCACCUCUCAUUCAGACAACAAGCUCACAGUUAUCGAGAGCAGCUUCAAAGUGUGUGGGGCGAUUCAGGGUUUAGUCAAAGGAGAUGAUGUUCUGACCGAUCUAAUGAUUGACCCGCGCAGUAAAGCUUUAGUGCUGAAUGGGAAACCUGGUCAUCUGCAGUUCUACUCCCUUCUGCGUGACAAGCAUCUCUACGAUCUGGACAUAGUGCAGCAAGAAUAUAUUUAUGAAGCCGGUCUGGAUCAGUUUGAAGUGGUGAAGGCUGCUUUUGACAUAAAGGGGUCCUGGCUUGCUACAGUGGAGGAAAGGGGACAAAAGUCCUCCGAUUUAGAAUUUUUCCUCAAACUGUGGGCUUUCGAUGAAAAAACGCAAAGUUUUGUGCUGAACACUACCAUCACUGCCGCCCACACGGAUCGGAUUAUAUCCAUGUGCUUCAGCUCUUCUGAGGAGACCACCAUGCUGGUGACCACAGCAGAAGACGGCCAGUUCAAAGCAUGGUGUCAGGGUGCUGACGCAGACACACAACAGGACCAGAACUUCUGGUCAUGUGAUUUUGUGGGCAGCUACCAUAACCUAAAGCCCACAAACUGCAGUUUCUCAGCCGAUAGCUCUCUCCUGGCAGUCAGCUUCCAAGAAGUCAUUACCAUAUGGAGCCCGGAAACCUGGGAGAUGCUCACCACUCUCUGCCAACCACCUGGAGAAAUAAGGGACCUUUGUUUCGGCCGAUUAAGCUGCUCCAAAUACUUGCUUGGCACGACCACCAGAAACCUGCUCUGCUGCUGGAAUCUCCUCACUUGUGCAUUGGAGUGGAGCACAUCUGUGGAAGUUUCCAAACUGCAGCCGGACCCCUUGUCAGAAAAUGUGGCUGCCUUUUCAUACCAGUCUAAACAUACAGACCUGUUUGUUUUCAAGCCCAGCGAGCCGCGGCCUCUGUUCACCCAAAAGAACGUGUGUUCAGAGAAAGUACACCGUGCUGUCUUUGUUCCUCGAGAGGAGCCGUUAAACAAUUGUGAUGAAAGUUCUCAGUGGCUCAACAGAUCUCAACUGUACUUCCUCACACAAAACAUGGAUUUAUUGACCUUCAGCACAGCAACAGAGGAGGACAGAAUGUUGUCUUCAAGUAAACGGCUUGUCAUUGAUGACAGCGUUUCUGUAACACCAUUUUACCUGCUGCUGGGAAAACACAGACAACAGCAGCAGAAACUCAACUCAACACCGUCCUAUUCAGGGGCUGACAAACCCCAACACACACAGGGCUCUGCUACCAUCAAAGAAUUGUUACACACACCAGCUCAUGUUCUACCUGCUGCAUCAGUCCUGUGCUCGAUGUUUGUCAAUUCCCUCCUGAUCUCCAACACUGGAGUCCGAGAGGAAAUGGAAUCUUCAGAGCAGGAAAUGGACAGUGAGAAAGAGGAAGGGGACUCUGAGGAGGAAAUGGAGGCAUGUGAUAGUCAGCAGGAGCUCAGAGCCCAGGGUUCAGUAGAUGAGGUGAUGCCGAAGCUCUCUAAAGCGCAGGAGAAGGAACUGAAAAGGGUCAGAAAAACUGACUUUAGCUGGAUGGCUGGCCUUAUUGACUCCAAACCAUGAUGAAGCAAUCUCACAAUCCUGUUAUUGUGGGGGUUUUUAUAUAUAUAAAUAUUGCUUCAGAUCCAGACCAGUGGUUGGUUAGCCUUUUUUCUUUUUUUUUUGGACUGCAGCAGCACAUUAGUGGUUUGAUAAAUGAUUCUUUUUGGAACAACAAGGACGACAAUGCGAUUUUGUAACUCAGAAUGUUAUUAUAAUGUUCAUCCAGUUUCAACAAUAAUUUAAAAAGAACAUUUUGAACAAUGUACUGUGAUGGUGAAUUUAUUUCAACAUGUUUGUGCAUUUUAAUGAUGAAUUUAACUUUCCAGAGUUUCGGUGUGGCAGCGACAAAAGCUUGGUUUCCUCGCGGUUUCAGAAAUGUAUACGGAGCUAAUCUAGCUUUAAAAACCAGCAACAAGAUUUUAAAAUCAAUUCUGUAAUGAAUUGGAUGAUAUUUAAGUUGGAGGAGAAAACGAGAUGGAAGUUUUUCGCCCUACCCUAUCUUUUUGAUCCGAAGUACACAGACGAAGAACUAACCACACAUGACCUUUCCAACGUGACUAUGUAAUGUGUGGACAUGCGUCGCAGAGCUAGUAUAUUCAUUUUAUUUUUUUUUUUGAAAAUGACCAAUCAAAAAUACACACCCAAAUUGUUAAACUAGUGGUUUUACACAUGAAGACAAAUGGCUAACAUUUAAACCAGGGAGCAGCUUCUGAAAGGUCCAAAAACUAAAAUCUCAGUUUUGCCUUCAUUUAGGUCAGAAAGUUUAGGGACAUCCAGGCCUUAACAUUCGCUAGACUAGUCAACAGAGGAUUCAAACCCAUGUUAUUAGAUCCCAUGGGAAAAUGUAUUUCGGUAUCAUCUACGUAACAAUGGAAGGAGAUAGCGUGUUUCUUAAAGAUUGAUCCCAGGUGGAGCAUAUACAUGGAGAAUAAGAUCAGACCUAGACUAGAGCCUUGAGGGACACCACAUGUAAAAGAAGUUGCAUCUGAAGUAAAUUGACCAACACUAACAGAGAACCUUCUAUUAUUAAAAUAGGAUUUUGAGAGCAUUUCCCUGAAUUCAUACAUAAUGGUCAAUUACAUCAAAUGCCACACUUAAAUCUAACGGCAACAAAGUAGCAUACUUGUCAGAAUUGAGAUUCUGUAAAAUAUUUAGAACUUUUACCAGUGCUCUUUCUGUGGAAUGAUUUAUCCUAAAACAUUUCAAAAAUAUUGUUAUUAAGCAGACAGCUCAAUAUUUUCUUAAAAAUGCAUUUACUUGAAAGGCAAAUUGAACAUGUCUUGUUUUCUGAGAAACUGAACAAAAAGAAGAAAUUAAGUGAGUUAAUGAUUGAAGCAAGAUCAAGUAUUUGUCAGAGGGGUAUGAAAACUUGUCUUGUUGAAUUGAGUUGUUUUUUUCCUGAGUGUUUUGGCAGAU
Molecule: messenger RNA, 3958 nt
Organism: Labeo rohita (rohu)
Lineage: Eukaryota; Metazoa; Chordata; Actinopteri; Cypriniformes; Cyprinidae
Gene: wdr75
Product: WD repeat domain 75
Exons: 21
Coding region: 56-2563 (835 amino acids)
Biological process (GO): positive regulation of transcription by RNA polymerase I; positive regulation of rRNA processing
Cellular component (GO): nucleolus
Molecular function (GO): protein binding; RNA binding
Source: RefSeq, a predicted model, not a curated record